Molecule: messenger RNA, 711 nt
Organism: Lodderomyces margitis
Lineage: Eukaryota; Fungi; Ascomycota; Pichiomycetes; Serinales; Debaryomycetaceae
Exons: 1
Coding region: 1-711 (236 amino acids)
Source: RefSeq, a predicted model, not a curated record
AUGUCACAAUUAUCAGGAAAUCAACGAAUACUACGUAAUCCAUUAUUGACUAAUCCGACUAAAUGGCUCAAUGAUGUACCAAAGAAACAUCAUAGCAACCUCAUGCAAAAUGGUUUCUACAAUCGCAGUGAGUUAAGUAGUAAUCCCUAUGUCCAGUCAUUAACCAAAGUUGACGCAAAUUCAAGCACUGCAGUGCUACCUGUGGGAAAUGCCAUUCGUCUAACUGCUGUUGUAAAUGCCGCCAGUGCCACUACGAAUAAAAGGUCCGAUAUAACGCUACAUCCUAUUUUGCACCUCAUCGAUGAUACAAGCAAUGAGCCUGGUCGAUUAAUCAGCAACAACAAAGCAUACAUUCAUUCUAUUCAGGACAGUACGAAACUAGCACAAACCUAUCGGCCAAUGAGAAUGGACAAACUGGAAUUACCGCUGAAAUACAAGGUUGACUUUGUUGACAAUAUAAGUGAUGAAAUAGAGACGUUGUACAGGGAUAAAAUCGAGACGUUGCUAAGAAAUAUUAGGCAAACACAACAGGGACUGAGAGAUGGUGGUGGUAUUGAACUAACAGACAUGGAGGGAGCCAGCCGAUGGGAAAAUGGUAGACUUGAAGUCAACAAGUCCUUAAUUGGAGUGACUGACGACACAUUUGUCUCAUUCAGGGACCAUCCAGAGCUUUCUCGUCUCAUUAUAGCAUACUGUGAUUAUAAAAGCUAA